Molecule: messenger RNA, 1725 nt
Organism: Metarhizium album ARSEF 1941
Lineage: Eukaryota; Fungi; Ascomycota; Sordariomycetes; Hypocreales; Clavicipitaceae
Product: Flavin monooxygenase-like protein
Exons: 5
Coding region: 1-1725 (574 amino acids)
Molecular function (GO): flavin adenine dinucleotide binding; N,N-dimethylaniline monooxygenase activity; NADP binding
Source: RefSeq, a predicted model, not a curated record
AUGGGACUGUCGACUCCAUCACCUGUGACCAAAAAGUUCAACACUGAGCUGACUGACUACUCUCUCCCUCACCGGCAACAAGGUGGACCCUACGCCGACAAUCUGGAGCUCGAUGCAAUCAUUGUUGGUGCCGGUUUUGCUGGCAUUUUCAUGCUCAAGACUCUUCGAGAACGCGGCAACAAAUGUGUUGUGUUCGAGGCAGGAAACGACAUUGGAGGAACGUGGAGGUGGAAUGCGUACCCUGGAGCAGGAGUUGAUUCGGAAGUGCCCGAGUACGAGUUCUCCUGGCCCGAGGUUUGGAGAACGUGGAACUGGUCUUCCAACUAUCCCGAUUACCGGGAGCUGCGCGCAUAUUUCAAUCAUGUCGACAAGGUUAUCGACGUGAAAAAGGACUGUUCGUUCAAUACAGUCGUUGUGGGUGCCCACUUUGACACUGACGCCGGGAAAUGGAAUGUCCGCACAGAGGACGGGCGAACGGCCAGAGCCAAGUAUUUGAUCUUGGGCACUGGAUUUGCUGCGAGGCGCCAUAUCCCCGAUUGGCCUGGCAUGGACAAGUUCAAAGGCGUGAUCCAUCAUUCUUCCUUCUGGCCCGAAGAUAACGUAGACGUGCAAAACAAGCGAUGUGCUGUCAUCGGCACAGGGGCUUCUGGAGUCCAGAUUGUCCAGGCGUGGGGACCGGUCGCCGGUCAAGUCAAGGUCUUCCAGCGUACCCCCAACCUUACCCUGCCAAUGCGCCGCAGACAGUUGACUGCCGAGGAACAGGAGCGAAAACGGGUACUAUAUCCCGAGCUCUUCCGGCUCCGAGAGACGGGCUUUGGCGGGUUCCAGUACGAUUGGAGCGAGAAGAAUACAUUCGAUGACACUCCCGAAGGUCGAGAGGCCCAUUAUGAGAAAGCAUGGCGAGACGGAGGAUUCAAAUACUGGCUGGGCAUCUACAAAGAUAACCUGUUCAACGGUGAGGCGAACAAGGAAUCAUACAAGUUUUGGGCAACGAAGUCCCGUGCUCGCAUUGACGAUGCGCGCAAGAGAGACCUGCUCGCUCCGGAAAAGAUGCCACAUUACUUUGGCAUCAAGCGUCCUUGUCUAGAACAGAAUUACUACGAGCAAUUCAACCGGCCCACCGUUGAUGUCGUUGAUAUCAACGAGAACCCCAUCAAGUACUUUACCGAGACCGGCAUCACUCUUGAAGACGGUACUCAUCACGAGUUUGACGUGAUUGCAGUUGCUACGGGAUUCGACAUCGUGACUGGAGCAAUGACGCAGCUCGGUCUGCAGAGUACCGACGGGACCAAUCUGCAGCAGGAAUGGUCCUCUGGGAUAAGCACGUAUCUGGGCAUCAGCGUCAGCGGCUAUCCCAACAUGUUCCACCUCUACGGACCUCAUGGCCCGACUCUUCUCAGCAACGGGCCUACCACAGUUGAGAUCCAGGGCCGCUGGAUUGCCGACAUGAUUGACAAGGCGCGAAGAGGUGACAUCAAGUAUGUGAACCCAAAGCGUGAAGCAGCCCGGGAAUGGACAAGGCACAUUGCAGAGCUCAACGACAAGACACUGCUCCCGACAACCAGGUCUACCUAUAUGGGCGGGAGCAUUCCCGGCAAGCUGUACGAGCCCAUGUGCUACACCGCUGGGGUACCGGGGUAUAAGGCCAAAAUCAGGGCUGCGUUGGACUCAAUGCAAGGUUUUGAGGUUGUGAGGAAUUCCGGCAAGGCCGACCCUCAGAUGUAA